AUGGAAAGAAGUGAACCUACCUUUGUACCAGAAUGGUUGAAAAACUCUGGUUCAACUGGUGGUGGCUCUAAAUCUCAUACAGAUGAUCACGCCGCAGCAAGGGUUUCGAGGAACAAGUCCUUUGUGAAUAAUAAUGGCCACAAUUUUAGACGAUCUUCUAGUUCUGAGAGAACAACCUCUUCAUUCUUCCGCCGGAGUUCUAGCAGUAACAGUUCUGGUAAUUUUAGGACUUACAGUAGUUUUGGUAGAAACCAGCGUGACAGGGAAUGGGAGAAGGACACUUAUGUUUAUCGUGACCAAAACAAGUUGGCCAAGGGGAACUAUAAGUAUCGAGAAUUUUCAGACCCUCUUGGGAACACAUCAGUGGGUAAGUUUGAGAGGGAUGGGUUAAGGCGUUCGCAGUCGAUGGUUUCAGGGAAACGUGGGGACACAUGGCCUAAAAGGGUCGUGGCUGACUUGAAUGAUGACACUAGAAAGAAUACGAGUGGUGUGGCCACCAGGGGGAAACCUGUUGGCAUGGUGAACAAAGCAGCUUUCGAGAGGGAAUUUCCGACGUUGGGUGUAGAGGAGAGGGCUGUCAUUCCUGAGGUCGGUAGGGUCCCGUCUCCUGGUUUGAAUGCCGCCAUUCAGAGAUUAUCUGCCAACUCAGCUUUGAUAGGCGGUGAAAAAUGGACAUCGGCCUUGGCUGAGGUUCCAAUUUUGGUUGGGAGCAACGGAGUCAAUUCAUUGCUUGUGCAGCCUGCAACUUCGAGUUCUGCCUCUGUGGCAUCGAGCUCUACCAACAGUCUCAACAUGGCCGAAGCUGUAGCUCAGGGUUCUAGUCGUGCUCAAACCCCUCGGUUAUCUGUCGGAACCCAGAGACUUGAAGAAUUGGUGAUCAAACAAUCCAGGCAAUUAAUUCCAGUGACACCAUCCCUGCCAAAAACAUUGGUGUCGAAUUUGUCAGAUAAACAGAAAAGUAAAGUGGGCCCACAGCAGCAGCUUCCCGUAUCAUCCUCUCUUACCAUCACUCACUCCCACCGGGGCGGGCCCGUGAAGGGUGACUUCCCGAAGGCACCACCCACCGUGAGUAAGCUCCAUGUGCUCAAGCCUGCAAGAGAUAAGAAUAGUAUCAUCACCCCUGUCUCGAAGGACAACCUGAGCCCAACAAGUGUCAAACCUGCAGGCUCCCAACUUGCCCUGGGUCGGGCCCCGCCAAGCAGCGCGGCCUCGGACCGUAAGCCCAUUCCGACUGUGCUGGAGAAGCGGCCCACCUCCCAGGCCCGAAGCCGCAACGACUUUUUCAAUCUCAUGAGGAAGAAGUCUAUGGAGAGCUCUUCCCCUGCUGUUGACUCAGCUGUCAUGGAGAACUCAUCAUCUCCCGUGGGCCCCGGCGAUGUUUUGUCGCCGACCUUUUCAGAUAAGAAUGCUGAGUCCAUAGAGUUGCUGCCGCCUUUGAGUUCGAGCCCUGACGUGGAUCGUGAGGAAAAAGUCGAGAUGCGUAAUGUUGACGGGAAAAAGUACACGAGCUGCGAUCUGAUUAUAUCGGAGGAGGAAGAGGCUGCCUUUCUACGUUCUUUGGGAUGGGAGGAAAAUGAUGAGGAGGGUGGUCUUACUGAUGAGGAAAUAAGUUCUUUCUACAUGGAUUUAACUAAGUACAUCAAUUCAAAACCAUCCCUCAAAAUACUGCAAGGUGUGCAACUAAAGUUUAUGCUGCCAUUGGAUUCACAAAUUAAGGUUACUGAUGAAAUUGCUGAUGCGAAGCUGGAAUCUUGA
Striga hermonthica is the source of this 1755-nucleotide messenger RNA. The record is from the annotation of a GenBank genome assembly. NCBI's taxonomy places the organism in Eukaryota, Viridiplantae, Streptophyta, Magnoliopsida, Lamiales, Orobanchaceae.